This is a messenger RNA of Vespa velutina, 6656 nucleotides long. RefSeq lists its product as uncharacterized. Bases 521 to 3553 code for a protein of 1010 amino acids. Gene Ontology annotation, molecular function: protein binding. NCBI's taxonomy places the organism in Eukaryota, Metazoa, Arthropoda, Insecta, Hymenoptera, Vespidae. The record is from RefSeq and is a predicted model, not a curated record. The transcript is spliced from 6 exons.
UCGUUUUUAUUUUCCUUUUUAUACCAGGAGAUAUAAGUGGCCGUGUUGAUUCGAGCGUUACAGAAUCAAAGUGACAAUUCUACGUCGUUGGGAUUCUAGUAACGGAGAUCUUACGAGAGUUUGCAGGACUGUCUGUAGGAGAUACAGUCGUCAUCGUCGUCGUCAUCGUCGUCGUCGUCGUCGUCGUCGUCGUCGUCGUCGUCGUCGUCGUCUCAUCUUUAUCAUCUUAGCCUAGCGAGAAAUUUGACGAAGAACGUUCUUCGUUCUAGUUGACGGUAACGCGACUCGUGAGAGUGAAGAAAUCACGAGACAGCAGACAGUCCCAAGUCAACUCGAGAAGGCAGACCCGAAAGUACUACGUGAAAUCUGAUGAACGUGAAUCCAUUUGGAAAAUUAAAAUCUAAUCGUGUUAGACGCUCGAUCACAAAACUUUAUGCGAGAGAAACCAGAACGUCGUUAUGCGAUUAUGGCCUGUUGAUAAAUUCCAAAAGUUGAAGAUUGAAGCAUCAAAUAGAGAAAAAUGGUCUAUAGAGGUAGUUUGCAAACCGACGAUCCAAGAGAUGCACCGAAAUUGGUCAGAAUGUCGCCACUUAGAACAAGCAGACCGAACGGUCCAAUUUCUAAUACAACGACGAUUAAAAAUACGUAUCAUGGAUCUUACAUCGGUCCUAUCGAUGCUAAUCGUGCAAAGCUUAUCGAGGAGAGACGAUUGGUUCGCGAAAGAGAUAUCGAAUCGGUCGAGAAGGUGAUUAUGAGAACGACGGGUAUGAAAAUCGGUGCCCCUAAAUUACGUAAUAUCAGUCAAAUACGUGAAAGCGUAUUCAUCGAUCCAGCUUUAAUGCCGAUGGAUCAAAUCGGUAAACCCAACGUGAGGUGUCGUCCUAGAACAAUAGCGAUUGGAUUAGAUGAAUCCAACGUUAGAGUCAACAGGGUACAGAGUUCUAUGUUGGCUGAUUUGAAGGAUCUCGAAAGAUUACGGAAUACACCACCAUCUCAAAGAAAUCUUAAAGCUAUAAAGAAAUUUGAUAAAAACGAGAUGAGAUCGUCUACGUCUAACGCGAAAAAAAAUCCUACGUGUAAUUCGGGAAAAAUACGUUCUGAUUUAAUGAGAAUACAACAGAUGUUCCAAAUACCAGAUAAUAAUACCAAACCGACAUUGAGGAAUACUCAAGAGAGGAAGUCGAGGGUCGAGCUCGAGAAGGAUGAUAAAAAGUUUACCGGCGAGAUCAACAGGACACGUUUGCUGGCCCAAAAGCUCUUGGAGGCAUCUCGAAAUAACCGAGAUGCCUUGAAGGAUCGUUACGGUAAUACCAAGAACGCGUCCUCGAACAAACAACAUCAGACGAGAGAAGUUAAUGGUAAAGUCCCGUGUAAGCAGACUACCAACCAACAGAAUAACGUUGACUCGAAGCAAAUCAAAACGGAGAAGAGAAUCGAAACGUGUUUAAACGAAACGCAACAACCACGUCCACCGUUACGCAAGAGAAGAGACUCGAAGAAUCGGGUUAAUGACAAUACCAACGUUAAUCCUACGGUAAAUGAUAAAAACGAUAUUGCGAAGAAAAUAAUCGAUGAUAAAGAUAUUACGUGUUAUAAGAAUGAACUCGAAUAUAAUUACGUCGAAGUGAAUUCAAUUGUCAGAGAAGGUCCAUACGUUAUUACGAAGAAAAUAAUCGAUGAUAAAGAUAAUACAAGUUAUUCGAAUGAACUCGAAUAUAAUACCGUCAAAGUGAAUUCGAUCGUUGAACAGGGAUUGGAAAGACCGGAUAUAUUGGAUGGACUUUUGAAGGAAUCCAAUCGACAAAUGGCGAACUUAAAAACAGAUUUGUUAGAGGAUAGAGGAAGAUCGAGAAGCCAUUGGAGAGGAUUCGUACAAUCGAUGAGACUGCACGACGUUGAAUUACAUUCGGAUAGCGAGGAUCAACGAAAAGAUCUUAACCUGUGGAACAAGAGCAUCAGUCAACGUUGGAGAAAACUUAGAAGACGAUGUUCCGUACAGGAAACGUCGGAGCCGCAGGAGUCGUUGAUCCCAGGUGGUGGAACUCAAGGUGUCAUUCAUACCGUGAGAUCGACCCCAGCUAGUAGGGAAGCAUCACCGGCUGCCAAAAGUCUUCAGGAUGGUAGCUCGCCGAAGAAACUUUUGCAAACUAGUUCCCUAAGAUUGCCAGGUACUACAAAAGGCAUCGCGGAUAUUCAGAAUGUAUUAAGGAGCAAGUUCAGUAAGAUAAAUGCUGGAAUUAGAAAAAGGAAGGCACUGAGCGUGACCGAGGUAUUUUCGCAAAAGGACAAUGCCUCGAAUUUCUACGUACCGAGUCCAUUAACUUCCUCGACGAGUCAAAGCUUCGAUUCAGAACGUUUCGAUACAAGCGAGCCAACGUCUUUACCACCUUAUCCUUUUCACGAUACCUUGGAGACCUUGGCGGAAACUAGCGUACCGAAUUCACCUAACUGCAAGAGUCCUUUGACCGAUGAUUGUCCAAGUUUCGCAUAUUGCGAGAAUACCGAUUCUUACGAUCAUCAACUUCACGAUCAGGAUAAGAAGGACGUUUACGAGAACAUGGUGUUCAAUAAUUCUUCGUCAAGUUCCUCGAGCAGGUCAAAGGUAUCACUUUAUCGGAGUAAUUCGGAAAGUCGUGACAAUGUAAGAUCUCAGGAUCAUUCGUAUGAGAACGUACGUUAUCACAGAGGACAGAGAUCGGAGAUUGGUUCCCCUGGAAGUCCUUAUUGCGAUAGGCAAACCCUAGCAAGAAGUAAUUCCGAGACAAGGGGCGAUCAUCAUUGUUACGAGAACGUGAAUUUUCAGAAAAACGGAAAGAUUAGAAAUCAAUUGGAUUCGUCAUUCGAGACGAUUCAUAUACCUAGAGUUACGCCGAGAAAAAGGAUCACGGAUUUCAAGAUUGGCGGACAAGUUAGUAAUUAUUCGACCGAUUCGAGCGCCACCUCUAUCGUUGGCAAAGACGACGGACCCUCCAGUCUUGGGACCGAGAGGAGUCCUGGUAAAAAAUCAACGAGGAGGUUAAACAGCCGAAGCGUAGCUAACAUACCUAGCUCCUCUGGUGCUAAUUUGAAGACAUGGCAAGGCGCUCAGGAUACGGACGAAGGUCUUAACACGGACUCCGAAUUGGAGGACAUUGAUGAGGCUGGAGAAGGUGAAGAAUCAAGAUUCUGUACAUUACCUAGGCCUGGUAAAGGUGGUGCAUCCUUUACGAUAUUGACAGCCAGAUUUUUCAAAGGGCCUGGCCACAAAGGGCUUGGUUUUAGCAUCGUUGGUGGCACCGAUAGUCCGCGAGGUAACAUGGGAAUAUAUGUGAAAACUGUAUUCCCUAAUGGUCAAGCUGCCGAUCUUGGUACUGUCAAGGAAGGGGACGAAAUUUUGUCGAUAAAUUCGAAACCCCUUCACGGGAUGACACAUGCCGAGGCUAUUGCUGAGUUCAAGUCCGUCAAGGCUGGAGACGUGGUACUUCAUGUUGGUCGUCGUGUUAACAAGAAAAAACGAGAAUCGUUAACGUUACCACCGGUUGGUCCAUCGACACCUCGACAGCCAAUCAAAUGAACAAGAAAUUUCUUUAAAUUUAAUUCUUAUCCAUUUAUUUAAACGCCGAGAUAUUUCUUUAGCGAUAUCAAUUCUUUUCUCUUCUCUUUUCUUUCCUUUUCUUUUCUUUUCUUUUCUUUUCUUUUCCUUUUUUCUUUUGAUCUUCUUUUCCUUUUUUUUUCUUCUUUUAUUUUUUUCUCAAUCAUUUUUUUUCACUUUUUUAUUUUUUAUUUUCUUUUUUUUUUUUCUACGAUUUUUUUCAAAUCGUACGAAGAGCAAUAACUUUGUAUUAUUAUUGCUGGCAAUAAUAGAAAUGUGCCCGUGUUAAAUACAACAAUAUACAUUUUUUACUGAUGAAACAACGAGACUGCAAUUUUUGCAGGCUGAAAGACUGUAUUUGUGCUUUUAUUAAUGAAAUUCUAGUAGUAGGCUUUCUUUUUUCUUCUUUUUUUUUCCUUCUUUUUCUUUUUUUUUUUUUCUUUUUUAUCUUUUUAUUUUUUUAAACGUAUUCAAGUAACAAAAUUCUCAUAAUUGUAAGAUGCUCGUCAUUGUUAUAACACACUUCUCUUUGUUUUUCAUUGGGUUUUAAUAUGAAUCAUUCGAUUAAUUCAAUGAUAUUAUAUUCUAUACGAUAUAAAUGUCCCUUGAUGAUUCAGAAUAUUAUUGCAACGUGAUUAGAUUAAUAAUAAUAACGAAUGUUAAUGAUAGAAAAUGAACGAACGUGCAAAACAGAAGAAGAAAAGAUAAAGAAGAAAAAAGAAAAAAAAGACAAAACAAAUAACGAAAAAAAAAAACAAAAAAAAAAGCAAAUCAAACUAUGAUAAAGGCAUAUAUAAUCAUUUUGAAAGACAUUGAUGUAACGAUCAUAUAUAUAUAUAUAUACAUAUACAUAUAUAUAUGUAUAUGUAUAUUGUCUAUUAUAUUUGGAACAAUUAACGAAAUCGAAAUAAGUACGUAAAAAUCGAAGAUCAAAAUUUAUAAAAGUACUAUUUCUCUCUUUCUCUCUCUCUUACACUGUCUCCUUCUCUGUCUCUUUCUCUGUCUCUUUCUCUUUCUCUUUAUAAACAGGAAGGACCAAAAGUCAUUGGAUGAAUCAAAAGUUUUCUAAUCGAUAAAUGUAAAAAUCGAUUACUUCUUUUUCGAAACUUUUCAGACUUAUUUUUGUAUUUUUAUUUUUCUUUUUUUUAUAUUCCAAAAAUGACAAAACCAACGAUUGUAAAAAGUUACAAUCUCUAGUACGAGCCUAAUGAGUCUCCAGUCGGUACGAUGAUUAUUAAUUUUUAAAAGUCGCAUAAGAACUUUUGAACUAAACGACCUAUGAAUUAUUCUUGGCCCACCUUAUAUUUUUUAUCUAACAUACAUGUAACUCUACUAAACUUAUAUAAAUGAACGAACAUAUGUGUACGCACGCGCGCGCGCAAACAUAUCUUCCGGAAUCAAAAAAGAUUAGUAAACGUUCUCGAUCGUUCUCAGGGCAAUCGUAAAGAUCUUGAAAAGAAAAGAAAAGAAAAAAAAAAAAAAAAGAAAAAGAGAAAAAACAAAAAAAAAGAACUACUAUUUCGAUACGAAGUUUCGAACGAAGUGGAAAAGAAAAUUUUUAUUUUAUCUUUUCGAAUUAUGCGAUAUACGGAAAGCUAAAAUUUUUCAAUUCUGUAAAAUAAAUUAAAUAGACUCGUAGUAUAUCUUUUUAUUACUUUUUCUUUUUUUCUAUUUUUUUUUUUUUUCUUUUUUACUUAUUAGAAAAAACAUCGAAGAGAGAUUAAUUUUUCUUUUCUUUUUAUAUAUAUAUAUAUAUAUAUAUAUAUAUAUAAUACACAUUAGGAAGAUUUGCGAAGAGAUUAUUAUUUUUCGAUGACGUUUAUCGAGGCGACGAAAGUGAUAAGUGAAAAAAAAAGGGGGGGGGGGAAAGGAAAAGAAAAUGGAAAAAGAAAAAAAAACAGAAAAAAAAGAAAACAAAAAAAUCCGACCUCCUCAAAAAAAAAAAAAAAAAAAAAAAAAAAGAAGGAAGAAGAAAGAAAAAAGUUUUUUUUUCUAUAAUUAUAGCAAAGCAUUUUCCUUUGCGAGAGCCUGAUCGAAACAGGACAGAAUGUGUAUUAUCUCGUACCAAUAAAAAAGAAAAAAAAAAAAGAAAAAAAAACAAAAAAAAAAACAAAAAAAAAAGAAACGCUUGCAAAGUAAAGCUCACUCUACAUAUAAUACAUAUGUAUAUGCAAUAAUUCUGUGGAAUUUAUUUUCUAACGUUUAGAUUACGCAAAGAUCGCCCAAAGAUUAAACCCAAAAAAUAUUUUUAUUACGAAUGAAAAAUAAUAUGAAAAGAGAGAAGAAAAUAGCGUAUAAAAGAAUGAAAGGAAAAGAAAUAAACAAAAAAAAAAUAUCUCUACAUAUAUAUAUAUAUGUAUAUAUAUAUAUAUAUAUAUAUAUAUAUAUAUAUAUAUAUGUUAUAUUAUAUAUAAAAUAUAUUUUAAUGCGGAUCGAACGAGACACGUUUAUUUUAAGACGAAAUGUUGUUAGUAUCUAGUCCACUUGUAAUUAUUCCAUUUAGAAAUCUCUUCUUUUUUAUAUGCAUAUAUAUAUAUAUAUAUGGUGGCACAUAUAUAUAUGUGUAAUUAUAUAUUUCUUAUAAACAUAUACUUUCCAAGAGAUGUAAUAGCAUAAUCGAUCGAAUAUCGUUCAUAGAAUUAAGACGUCAACAUUGAUAAAGAAAGAAAGAAAGAAAGAAAGAAAAAAAGAAAAAGAAAAAAAAAAGGGAAAAAAAAAGAAGAAAACUAAUUUUUCAUGAAAACAUUAUUCUCAUGAAAGUUCUCUUGUGUGCUUUGUGAUUCGAUAGCGGGCUUUAAUCUUAAUUUAAAUAAGUAAAGUAAUUUAAGUAAUAACAUGUACUUCGUUUAUAGCAAUAUGUACAAUUUAUUCGUCCUACCUUUCUAUUUUCUUUUCCUCACUAUUUAUAGACGAUGAUUAUAAUGAUACAAAAGGCCGCGAGGGAGGAAAUGAAGGUUCGAGGUAUAGCAUUGUCUUCCGUAAUAAAUAAAAAGAAUAAAAAGGAAUAAAAAAAAAAAAGAAAAAAAAAAAGAAAAAAUAGUAAAAAGGAAGAGAGAGAAAAAAAAAAAAGAAGAAAGAAAUAAAA